This is a messenger RNA of Micropterus salmoides (largemouth bass), 969 nucleotides long. RefSeq names its product ubiquitin-60S ribosomal protein L40-like. The record is from RefSeq and is a predicted model, not a curated record. Gene Ontology annotation, cellular component: ribosome; nucleus; cytoplasm. The transcript is spliced from 6 exons. Gene Ontology annotation, biological process: modification-dependent protein catabolic process; protein ubiquitination; translation. Lineage: Eukaryota; Metazoa; Chordata; Actinopteri; Centrarchiformes; Centrarchidae. Gene Ontology annotation, molecular function: structural constituent of ribosome; ubiquitin protein ligase binding; protein tag activity. Bases 177 to 569 code for a protein of 130 amino acids.
GGUAUCAGCCGUCUGAACAUGUAUUAUCUAAACACAUAAAAUAGCCAACCCAAAUAAAUCUACAACAUGUCAGCGCCUGUGAUCUAAACACCAGCCCUCCUCCAGCUGUGCAGACGCGGCAGACGAGCGGAUAUGGCACCCGGCAGCGGACGUAGAUGCAGCAUCCGUGAGCAAAGAUGCAGAUUUUUGUGAAAACACUCACGGGUAAAACCAUCACCCUCGAGGUGGAGUCCACUUACACUAUUGAGAAUGUCAAAGCCAAAAUCCAAGACAAAGAAGGUAUCCCCCCUGAUCAGCAACGUCUCAUCUUUGCUGGGAAACAGCUGGAGGAUGGACGCACCCUGUCAGACUAUAACAUCCAGAAGGAGUCCACUCUCCACCUUGUCCUGCGUCUGAGAGGGGGCGUCAUUGAGCCCUCUCUGAAACUGCUGGCUCAAAAGUACAACUGUAACAAGAUGAUCUGCCGCAAGUGCUACGCUCGUUUACAUCCACGAGCUGUCAACUGCCGUAAGAAGAAGUGUGGACACACCACUGACCUCAGACCCAAGAAGAAGAUUAGGUACCUGUGACUUCAUCGAGUCAAAUUCAGGCGAGUGGAUAUGUUCUGUGGAUCCAGUGGCUACAUGUGUUUACUACGGGUGUGAGGAUACAGUUAGUUCACGAGAUUGAGACAAGACAGAAUUUAACACUAUUUUUAAGAAAUCUUCAAUGAUUAAUUAUAUGAAAAUGAAUUUCCUGCAUUCUGGUAAUUUUUUCUGCACCAAUGUAUGGUGGAAAUUAUUUUAUUUAUGUAAAAGGAAACAAAAUUUAGGUGGCAGGGGACAAUUUAAAAAAAUAUAUAUAUAACAGAUUAUAAAGCCGUAAGGCUCUUAGGCAGUCUGUGUAGCAACAUCCCUGCUGAGUCAGCACGCAUGCAGACAUGAUUAGUCUUCCCUCCUCUUUUGUUUGGGGAAGUAACCUCUUUAAAUG